Striga hermonthica is the source of this 1080-nucleotide messenger RNA. Lineage: Eukaryota; Viridiplantae; Streptophyta; Magnoliopsida; Lamiales; Orobanchaceae. The record is from the annotation of a GenBank genome assembly.
CAUCUCCGGCGAUUUCUAUUUGUGCAACAGCCAUUCGCGAGGUCCUCAGCGGCGAGCCAACAACAACUCCUCCACAAGCCCAUCUCCGCCCCGACGACCCUUUCUCCCGGUGAGUUCUAUUCCAGUCACGCAAGUCUAGACGACCAUCUCCUCAGGCCGCCGUCCGAGCCCUGUUGUGAAUUUCCAGCUACUGUAUUCCAUCUGCGGGUCUUCCCGUACUGUCCCGAGGCACCGCUCAUGGUCGUUGUUCGUCACUUUGUUCGCGAGACCCCGCUCAUGCAUGCCCGUGCUGAGAGACGUGAGGUCAACUGCAGUGGCCGACCGUUGACUCGCACGGGAAAGCGCAUUAAAUUGAGAACUGAGUAUCAAGGUGACUCUCCUAUUGAAGAAGAUGAUAGUGAUGUGGACGUACUGAACUUUCUCAUCCUUGGGGACAAGGAAAGUCUUGAAGAGGAGGGGAAUGAUACGGGAUUGGUAAUCGAGCCUGUAGAAUAUGAAGAAUGGUCGGGCAUAACCAAUAGGCGAAUAGGCGGGAGGCGCGCAUCGGGUGGUGAUGCGCGGGCGAUGGGCGUACACGGGCGCGCGAAGGAAACGCACACGGGUGGUGUCCGCAACCUAGCAGGCGAAGGAAUGGCAGGCGCGCGACAACACGCGCGCGAGAAGGUCGGCUGGAAAGGGGCACGCAAGAUAGCGCGUGGGUGUGGUGCAGGCGCGGGAGUCCUACAUCGCGAAGGCAUAGGCGUGCUGGGCGCAUACGCGCGCAAGGGCGGCAGCGAAGAAAUAGCGCGCAUGAUGGCGCACGCGUGGUGGGCAUAUGCGCGAAGCCUAGUACGCGCAGGACUAGGCGAGCGUGAGGCGGUGCACGCGCCGACCUUCAAUGCGCGACCACCCGGGCCUGUAGUCAGGCGGCUAUCACCCGAGGAAGUCAAGCGUCGACGAGAGAAGGGCCUAUGUUUCAAAUAUGAGGAGAAAUUUACACCAGGUCAUCAGUGUAAACAAGCUUUUGUGAUUGAAGUUGCUAAUACUGAUGAGGAAGGAUCUGAGGUCGAGGAGGAACCACAUCAGGAGGAUGAGGUUGAG